AAAAAAAAAAAAACUGGAAUCGAAACCAAAAAGAAUCGUUUGGUUUGGCUAAUUGGCUGGUUCAGUAUCGGUCCAAAUCCCACCUCUAAAAAUGAGCGUCAAUUAACGGUGCGUUUUGUGGUGAAUCAAUCUUUGCGGCGUCAGAUUUUAGGUGAGGAAAUCUGUUGGGGCGGUAAACCUCGAAAGGCGUUGCAGUGUCACCGUGAUUCACGACGCGUGUCUCUUCGCAGUGGUUUUUGUCAAGAAACGGCACCGUUCAGAGUUUUGGAUAUUUCUUUGCAGUUAUCCAUAUCUCUUAUGACUAGAUAAACUCUUGCAAAAAACAGAGACAUUUCUUGCUUCGUGGGUUGUGCAAGAACAAAGGCAUCACCAUUUGUUAUGUGGAAUUUAACUUCAAAACCCAACGAAGAAGGCUUUAAAGCUGCUCUAGAUGAUGGAAGAAAGACAAGGAAGGAAGAAAGACUAGAGUGUCCCAUUUGCUGGGAACCGUUCAACGUCUUUGAGAACGUUCCUUAUGUCUUAUGGUGUGGUCACACCAUCUGCAAGUAUUGUCUCUUGGGGCUUCAACGUGCCGUUGUGAUCAAAUCCUCAGGUUUUCCGUUCCAGCUUCCCUUCUUCGUUACCUGCCCUUGGUGCAAUAUGCUCUCUUUAAGGCUAGUACGCAAUGGAGCCAUCAAGUUUCCUUCGAAGAACUAUUACCUUUUAUGGAUGGUCGAAAGCAUGAAUGGCUCGCGCAGUGACAGCAAAAGGGUCACUUCAGAGGAGAGAGAGAGGUGUGAUGGAGUGUGUAACAACGCUUCAGAUGUGACCAGAUGGUACUUGAGAAGUGGGAGAGUUCAUGGAUAUAUAUGUAAGUCAAUAGCUCUUGUCGCUCGUUCGUUGGCUAAGUUUCCUUUGGUAGUCAUGUUCCUGUUGAUGGCUUUAUAUGCGAUCCCUGUGAGUGCUGCGGUUCUCGGGGUCUAUUUAUUUGUCACUAUUGCGUUGGCUGUCCCGUCGUUUCUAGUCCUCUAUUUCGCUUUCCCGAGCUUAAACUGGCUGAUCAGAGAGAUUUCAGCUUAACUCAUUGUACUGUGUGUUUGUUCCUUUGUGUUUCUUGACUUGUAAGGAACAUGAACUAUAGUGUCAAACGUUGUUAUAUUCAGUUUAUACUAGAAGAAGAGAGGACUUUGAUUUCAAACUAUCUCUGUAUGAUAUAAAUUUAGGACCAUCUUCUUUCAUGAUGGUAAUCAA
Messenger RNA from Raphanus sativus (radish), 1230 nucleotides. RefSeq lists its product as uncharacterized. NCBI's taxonomy places the organism in Eukaryota, Viridiplantae, Streptophyta, Magnoliopsida, Brassicales, Brassicaceae. The transcript has 2 exons. The record is from RefSeq and is a predicted model, not a curated record. Bases 379 to 1059 code for a protein of 226 amino acids.